GGAGUUCUUUCACAGGCAAGAAAGAGGGAGAGGGAGAAAAGCUAAAAAGAGAGGAGGAGGCAGAACUCUGAGUCCCAAGGAUCCCUGAUUGGCUGCCUGGCUCUUCUGCUAUGUGACCUCCAUAGCCCAGCAAUUGUAUUUUAACCCUGUCCAAACCAUGUGAUUGUUGUUUAGCUUGUCCAAGCUUUGCAACCUUGACAGGGCACCUUUAUCUGCCUGCUUCCCCAGUCAUACUGGAAUAGUCUGGAAUGUCAUGGCAGAAUUCAGUGAGAAUAGUGAUACCACUCUGGUUUGAGAGUUGCCGUUUCCAGUGACAGAAGAGGAGCACGGAGUGGCUGUGCAAGUUUUCACAGAGGAAAGUUGUUGCUAUCUGCAGAAUACUGAAGAAGCUAGGUUUUUGAAGUAGCUGGACAUGUUCACUGUCACAAUGCUUCGGCGAGGAGCUUGGAGAUACUGGAACAGUCAGCGCACCAUAGCAACCAUUGUUUCUGGCAAUAAGACAUCACAACAGGUGAGGGAACGACUGAAGAAGGAGAUAGCAGAGAUGAAGAAUCAGUUCCCAGGAUCUAGGCCAGGUCUGGUUGUGCUGCAGGUCGGGGACAGAGAUGACUCAAACCUCUACAUCAGCAUGAAGCUCAAGGCAGCGGCUGAGAUUGGAAUCAAUGCAAACCACAUUAGGCUUCCCAAGACAGCCACUGAAGAUGAAGUUCUAAGAAGCAUAGUUGCAGUCAAUGAGAAUCCUGCAGUCCAUGGUCUUAUUGUACAACUGCCCCUCGACUCCAUCAACCCAAUAGACACAGAAAAAGUGACCAAUGCCGUGGCCCCAGAGAAAGAUGUUGAUGGCCUGACCAGUAUCAAUGCAGGCAAGCUGUCUCGUGGAGACCUGGGGAGCUGUUUCAUCCCAUGCACUCCUAACGGCUGUAUGGAACUCAUCAGUCAGACCGGUGUGACUGUGUCUGGGAAGAAUGCUGUUGUGAUCGGCCGCAGUAAGAUAGUUGGGGCUCCAAUGCAUGAUCUGCUCUUAUGGAACCAUGCCACAGUAACCACCUGUCACUCAAAGACACUUGACCUUGCUGAACAGGUGGGCAGAGCAGACAUCUUGGUUGUGGGUGCUGGCAAAGCUGAGAUGGUGAAGGGAGAGUGGGUGAAGGAGGGGGCGGUGGUCAUAGACUGUGGCAUCAAUUACAUACCAGAUAGCAGUAAACCCAGUGGGAAACGUGUAGUGGGAGACGUGCACUACUCUUCGGCUAAAGUGCGAGCUGGAUUCAUCACCCCAGUGCCUGGUGGAGUAGGACCCAUGACUGUAGCCAUGUUGAUGAAGAAUACAGUUGAAAGUGCAAAGCGGUUUCUGCAGACAUACAGACCAGGGAAGUGGAACAUAGUCUACACAAAGAAGAAACCACAAAGGCCUCAGCCAAGUGAUGUUGAAAUCUCACGUUUAUGCUUGAGCAAACCAAUCGGUCAGCUUGCAAGAGAGGUGGGCUUGUUUUCUGAUGAAGUGGAGCCAUAUGGCAGGAACAAAGCUAAGAUACGACUGGACGUCCUCAAUCGAAUGAAGAAACAGCCUGAUGGGAAAUAUGUGGUUGUCACUGGAAUUACUUCUACUCCAGUGGGCGAGGGAAAACGCACCACUGCUCUUGGUUUGGCUCAGGCCUUAGGGGCCCACCUGAAUAUAAACACUUUUGCUUGUGUGCAAGAUCCUUCUCCAGGAUCCCGUUUUGGUGUCAAGGGGGUUGCUGUUGGAGGUGGAUACUCGCAAAUUAUUCCUUUGGAGGAGGUCAGUCUUCAGCCUUCAGGCCACAAUGAGGUAAUCUCUACUGCCAGUAGACUGGUGAUGGACACCAUUAAAGCACAUGCUCACUUUGAGACCAGGCUCUCUGAAAAGGCUUUGUUUGAAUUAUUGGUUCCACUAAGAGUGGGUCAAAGGUCUGUCUCCCCAGCUCAGUUCAACCGACUAAAGAAACUGGGCAUUGAGAAAUCUGACCCCUUGACCUUAACAAAGAAUGAGAUAAGACGCUUUGUUCAACUGGACAUUGACCAUGCCACCACAACAGAUUGUGGCUCUUUGGAAAAUGAGAUCAUGGCUGUACUGUCACUAAGCAGCAGUGAGGAGGAUAUGCAGCAGAGGCUGACCAAGAUAAUAGUGGCUACAAACAAAUCUGGAGAUCCUGUUACCACAGAGGAUUUGAAUGUCAGUGGUGCAUUGGCCAUGCUAUUGAAAGAUGCACUACAACCCAUCUUAAUGCAGACUGUAGAGGGUACACCAGUGUUUGUUCACACCAGCCCAUUAGCAGACAUUGCCCAUGGCAGUCCCUCCAUCCUGGCAGACAGAAUGGCUUUAAAAAUGGUUGGACCUGAUGGAUAUGUAGUCACUGAGUCUGGUGGUGGGGCUGACAUUGGCUUGGAGAAAUUCUUCAACAUUAAAUGCUGCUAUUCAGACCUGCAGCCAGAUGUUGUAGUGAUGGUGACCACUGUUCGUACCUUGAAGAUGCAUGGUGGUGGCCCCACAGUCCAAACAGGCUUGCCCCUUCCAAAUGUGUAUUCACAGGAGAACCUCAAGCAUUUAGAGAGAGGCUGUUAUUACUUAAAGAAACAGGUGGAGAAUGCACAAGCAUUUGGCUUGCCUGUUAUAGUUGCUGUCAACAAAUUCAGCUCUGAUACCAGUGCUGAACUGCAGCUGGUGUGUAGCCAAGCGAGGCAGGCUGGUGCCUUUGAUGCAGUGCAGUGCACUAACUGGUCUGAGGGGGGCGCUGGAGCGCUGGCUCUGGCCGAGGCUGUUCAGAGUGCUGUGCAAAUACCCGACCUGUUCAGAUUCCUUUAUGACCCACAGAUUCCAGUUGUCGAUAAGUUAAGGAUCGUGGCAAAAAGGAUGUACGGUGCGAAGGACAUAGAGCUCUCACCAAAAGCCAAGGAGAAGCUUGCACUUUACACAAAACAGGGCUUUGGGAAUUUGCCGGUCUGCAUAGCCAAGACACACUUGAAUAAUGACCCCAUGCUGAAGGGGAUGCCCACUGACUUCUUCCUGCCCAUUACAGAUAUCAAGGCCAAUGCUGGAGCUGGAUUCCUCUGCUGUUUUACUACAAAUACAGAAAUGGAAGAUCCCAUGUGGCCCUGUUUCCAUGACAACAACCUUUACAGUGACAAGUAGCUGUAUGGUUACUUUCAAAGGUGGUCAAACUGAAAUUGAUUUAAUUAAUGGUCAAUCAAAGUUUUAAUAAUGGCAAGGAAAUGUUUCUUUUUAAUAUGGUUAAAUUCUUUUUUUACUCUGAAGACACCUUUGGCACCCUAGUCACCUGAAAUCCAGGUGUUUACACUCCUCCAGGAAAAAGAUUGAAACGCUCAACUUUUGGAGAAGACCAAAUUUCCUCAACUUUUUAGUAACAGUUGAACUGUUUUGUUUUAUAUCCUAUGUGAAAACAGUUAAAUAUCAUUAACUAUUUCUGUUUAUUAUCUAGAUAUUUGCAAACUGUUGUUUUGCUGGGUGUAGCCUACUGUCAUCAAUAGUGUAUGACAAGAGAAUGUUUGAUUUUAGGAAUUCUUCACUCAGAUCUCACAGUUAUUACACUGUGUCUUGAAGGAUAAGAUAUUUUUAGCCAUUGAUUUUUAGUCACGAUCAAGCAGAACACAGAUGUUGUAACAUGAGCUGAUGGUCUGUAUGUUUCUUAUCAGUGUGUUUACUUGUGAAAUUAAGUUAGUUUUAAGAAAUUGCUGCUAUUAUCUGAUUGAGUCAGCUAGCUGUCAUAGGCAUAACAGGUUGAUGUUUGUCAAUAUUAUUGAUAGAUUUGUUUAGAUAAAGGGACACAUUGAUUCUAUUAGAUAGCUUAGUCUCUAUACAUUUAUACUACAUAUUUACCUGAGCUAUCAUCUAUCUCUCUCUCUCUCUCUCUCUCUCU
Messenger RNA from Xyrauchen texanus (razorback sucker), 3893 nucleotides. It is a transcript of the gene mthfd1a, whose product is annotated as methylenetetrahydrofolate dehydrogenase (NADP+ dependent) 1a, methenyltetrahydrofolate cyclohydrolase, formyltetrahydrofolate synthetase. Gene Ontology annotation, cellular component: cytosol. Bases 413 to 3148 code for a protein of 911 amino acids. Gene Ontology annotation, molecular function: formate-tetrahydrofolate ligase activity; methylenetetrahydrofolate dehydrogenase (NADP+) activity; methenyltetrahydrofolate cyclohydrolase activity. Gene Ontology annotation, biological process: tetrahydrofolate interconversion. The transcript is spliced from 27 exons. Lineage: Eukaryota; Metazoa; Chordata; Actinopteri; Cypriniformes; Catostomidae. The record is from RefSeq and is a predicted model, not a curated record.